Molecule: messenger RNA, 2733 nt
Organism: Harpia harpyja (harpy eagle)
Lineage: Eukaryota; Metazoa; Chordata; Aves; Accipitriformes; Accipitridae
Gene: AVPR1B
Product: arginine vasopressin receptor 1B
Exons: 2
Coding region: 615-1901 (428 amino acids)
Biological process (GO): regulation of systemic arterial blood pressure by vasopressin; positive regulation of vasoconstriction; G protein-coupled receptor signaling pathway
Cellular component (GO): membrane
Molecular function (GO): vasopressin receptor activity; peptide binding
Source: RefSeq, a predicted model, not a curated record
CCAAGAGCCAUCGCCGGCAGACGGUCGCUCCGCUUCCCGCAGAGACACGGGCACUUGGACACUGCUCGCCCGACUUCUGCUAUUGGAAUGAGAAGGCCAAAGAGAUGCAGCUUCUGUAGCGUUUUCCUCUUACUUUUACUGCACUAAAAAGAAGCAGCAAAGACGACUCCCCUUUCCCCUUCAAUUUACCAGCGCAGGGCGUAGAGGGGGCACACAAGACGAGCAGUCCAGGGGGAAACAGGGAUUUGGGAAUGUUUAGUGCAGAUGAGAAAAAGAUUGAGGACUGAGCCAGGAGCUCUUGCACCUCUUCACUUAUUGGGAAUAUUUGCACGGAGCAGCCCAGCCAGAGAGGGGAAUCGCAGCCACGCAGCACAGGAUUAGUGCGAUGUUGAGGAGCAGAAGGCAGAGGAGGUGACGACCUGCACCGGUGUUGGGGACCGCUGGAGGAGGCAUGUCCAGCCCCCCCGCGGCCGGGGGCAGAGGAGCUGGCGCAGCAGUGCUCAGGGGCAGCACUGACCCCGACAGCUCAGCCCUGGGGAGGCAGGGAAGGGUUUAACAGGCCAUCAGAGACGAGCAUUAUAGCUGCCUGUGCUCCUGCAGAGCUUCCUGAAGGGAUGGAGCCAGGAUGGGGCUGGAACAGCACUCAUCGCAGCCGGUCUGGGCACAGCCAGGAGCUGCUGAGCCCCCAGACCCUGGCAGGGGACCCCAACUUGACCCUUUUGCACACCCGGGAUGAGGAGCUGGCCAAGGCAGAGAUCGGGGUGCUGGCCACCAUCCUGGCCGUAGCGACCGUAGGCAAUGUGGGGGUGCUGCUGGCGAUGUACCGCCUGAGGAAGAAGAUGAGCCGGAUGCAUCUCUUCAUCUUGCACCUGGGGCUGACCGACCUGGGCGUUGCGCUCUUCCAGGUGCUGCCGCAGAUGAUCUGGGAGGUGACGUACCGCUUCCUGGGCCCAGACCCUCUCUGCAGGGCGGUCAAGUACCUGCAGGUGCUGAGCAUGUUUGCCUCCACCUACAUGCUCAUCAUGAUGACGCUGGACCGCUACAUGGCCGUGUGCCACCCGCUGCACACCCUGCAGCAGCCCAGCCGCCAGGCCUACGUGAUGAUCGGGGCUACGUGGCUGCUCAGCUGCCUGCUCAGCCUGCCCCAGAUCUUCAUCUUCUCCCUGCGGGAGGUGCGCCAGGGCUCGGGGGUGCUGGACUGCUGGGCGGACUUCAGGUAUCCAUGGGGAGCCCGAGCCUACAUCACCUGGACCACGCUGUGCAUCUUCAUCCUGCCCGUCAGCAUCCUCACCAUCUGCUACAGCCUCAUCUGCUACGAGAUCUGCAAGAACCUCAAGGGCAAGACCCAGAGUGGUGCCCCCAGCUCGGGGGGGCCUGCAGCAGCUGCCCCUCCUGCUCCCUGCUCCUCCGAGAAGAGUGGGCAAUGCCCCAGCGGGCAGCCCUCACGGGUAAGCAGCGUGCGGACCAUCUCCCGUGCCAAGAUCCGCACGGUGAAGAUGACCUUUGUCAUUGUGGUGGCCUACGUCGCCUGCUGGGCACCGUUUUUUAGCAUGCAGAUGUGGUCGGUGUGGGACGAGGAUGCUCCUGAUGAUGAGUCCACCAACGUGGCUUUCACCAUCACCAUGCUGCUGGCCAGCCUCAGCAGCUGCUGCAACCCCUGGAUUUACAUGUUCUUCAGCGGGCACCUGCUCCAGGACGCAGCACGCUGCCUGUCCUGCUGGGGCGGCCCCCGGCCCGGGCUGCGGAGACUGGCGUCCACCGGGAGCCUCUGCAGCAGGAAAACCACUAUCCUGAGCCACAGCCACCACCCCAGCCCCGCCAGCCUCCCCCUGCACGGGGGCAGCGCCAAGGACUUCUACCCCCCCUGCGAGGAGGUGGUGACCGAGUCGGGCACGCUCUAGGCUGCGGAUGUCCCCAGGCACAUCUCUCCAUUGGAGACAGCUGCCACCAGAUGUGACACCACGAACGUUGUCACUGCAGAGCUGUGUCUCUCCCCACCUAGUAGCAUCUCAUUUUGCAGGAAGCUGUGUGCUUCACCCAGAAAGCAUCGCUGUCCGUCUUGCCCUUGCGUGCUUGCUACUGUGCACGCUGCAUCUGCUGUGAGCAUCGGGGACGAUAGACAGAGCCCCAUCAGCUGUUGCCUGACCACAGCAUGCACCUCCCUCGUACGUUAGGAAGCCUCUCGGUGCCUGGCUGCUCUCCUCCAGGAAUGCCUCACAACCCAGGUGUCUGCCAAGGGAUGCUGCACCAGCACGUCUUCCUGGAGGGACUCGAGCUUUGGGUGUUUAACAGAUGCCAGCAAAGCAGCCUGAGCACAGCAGGAGGCAACGUGGCUACAUCUGCUCGAGAGCUCCCUGCAAGCAAGUUACUCAUCUCCCAUCCUCAGGGUUUUGCGGGCAGAGCAGACACAGCUUUCCCACGCCCUGGGCCACACCACACUCUCCCCUCUGGGCGGCAUAGCAUUGCCUUCUAGCUGACCGGCAGCUCUGGAGCUGGACCCCCUGCCCACCUCCCAAUGGGCAGGGAUGGAGCAAAAGCCACAGGGAAGAAAUGUCCUCUCCCGUUGCGCACGGCGGCAUCGCAGCGGGCUGGUGCAAGCAUCCGAAAUGCAGCCCUGACACCACCAAAGAGCUGCUGGGAGCAGCCCUGGCCCAGCUCCAGCUUGCCCAGGCAGAUCCUGCCUCCCUCCGUGCCCUGACACUUCCCAUCAGGUUUAUUUGCAGCCCCCAGCCG